UAUUUUGUUGGCUGACUGUGGUUCGAUUUCUCGUCGUAUAUCUCUACUGGUAUUGUUCUGUCGCACAAACUCUCAAGGGUUUUGAAUGAUAACUGUGAACACUGCUACCUCAAAUCUUUCCUUUUCAUGUCUAGAUUUUUCCAAGGAUAUAUCCAAUAUCACUUUCUUCCGUGAGAAGCUUGUAUUUUUGUUACGCCCUCCGAUCUCUUAAUGUAUAACCUUGCUACCAUUAAUCCAAAACACGAGUUCUUGAGCAGUUGGAAAGUGAAACUAAUUUGGUGAUCUCCCUGUUGCCCCAACUUUUCUGCUCGUGAUGAGUGACUUCUUUGCAUGUCUCUUAAAUUCGUCUUGAAUUUUUCAUUCUGCAGUUAGAGCGCUUAGGGAAGAGCUACAGUUGCUUCAAGAACAUGGCUCUUAUGAUGGUGAGGUGGUGAAGGUCAUGGGCAAAUUAAUGGUUCUAGUCAAGGUGCUAAGGGCACCAAGGAAACAAAUAUGAUGGUGCUACUUUUUUAUUUUGAUGACAUAUGGUCUGUUCUGGGUGACCUGUUCAACAGGAAGCCAUGAAGGCGGAGGAUUGCCAAUGAGCAUAAUCGGGCUCCAAGAUAAUUUUAUUUUGGAGAGGUUUGUUCCAUCCGCUGGCUGGAUCGUGAUAGCCCUGCUGUGUACUGCGGAAGAGAUCUUGACAGCUGCUGGGUUGGAUGCUGUUGCUUUCAGUGUAAUGCUAGUAUUCAGGAGGUUUACCUGCAACAAUCUCACGCAGUUCAAUUAUAUAUUGCCUGAGGCAAUUGUCAUCAGUAUACAUCUUCAGGUUAACCUGUUCGGUGAUGCAGUCGAGGGCAGUAUGAUGCAGAAGGGGGGAACCCGCUACUCAGCCCUUAGAAAGAUAUUCAGGCAGUCUUGUGGAUUUCAUCUGGAACCACCUUGUGGGAAAAGAAAUUCCGUAGCAUGAGCUGCCACAUCCAUUUACUUGGGCAAAAUCAAGCGGUGCUCAGAUCACGCCGAGAGUUUGUUCCUGAAGCUGAGUCCUCUAUGCCAUCACCAUGCCUGGCCGAACAACAACUAUGUUGCGAUGUCACACAUGUCACAUUCCUUCAAAAGAAGGUUCUACAGGUGAUAUGGAUAUCCAGACCUGGUACACUAGGACAUCCAUUGAUAUGAUAAUUAGGUCUAAGGCUGUACCAGUAUUUUAUCAUAGUCUUGUUAUUAGGAAAUAAUAAUGUAGCCAAGUCAUGUGGUGGGCUAAAUUAGGGUUUUAAGUUGUGUCUAUUUGACUUGGGCCCGUCGAAGUCGAAUUAGGUUAGGCCCAAUAAGGGCUGGCUGGCCACCCCACCCCUCAUAUAAGGUGGAGGGACGGCUAGGGUUUAGCCAGUUCAAGUUUAGUCUAAAGUUUAGGUUAUACCUAGUUGCGUGUGUUCACGUGUAUCGUUCCUCCAGCGGUACAGCGCUGCCGUUUAUCUAUAAUAUCCGCUGCGAAGGUUCCUGUGUUCAUCAAGGAUUAUCUAGCUCAGGUUUGAGGCGUAUCGAUUCAUCGAUCCGUUGCUUGCUGGAUUCGUUAGCUCUUCUUCAGGCUGCGUUCAUCGCGUUGUUGGGAGGAUUUACUACCCCAGGUUCUCGCUGUGAAAGAUCGGGCAUCAACCUAGGUGGAUCUAGUGGGAUCUCCCUUAUCAUGUGGUAUCAGUUUUCUGGGUUGCUCACGGCGAGGUUUUGUUGAUCGAUCUCUUUGGAUCGGUUUGCAUCGGAGAAGAUUGGCUCUAGAUCGGAGGAGUUUGGCUCUCGGUCGAAGGAGGUUGGUUGGAGGAAGUUUGGAGAUGUUUGGUGCAGUUUGCAGGUCUCCCAUGGCUGUUUCGGAGGUCAAAAUCGCGAAAAAUCGAGGCUGGAAUCGGGAAGAAGAAGAGGAUUCGCGACGCGCCCCGGUGCCAGGGCCGGCCGACCGGAUCCAGGACCGGCCCAGCCGGUCAACCGGGCUACAGGCCGGACCCAGCCGGCCUGGACCGGACCAGGGGCUGAUGCCAACAGGAGCCGUUACUGUGCCGCCCAUCCGCGCGGCCGGCCACCUGGCCGGUCUGACCGGGUCCCAGGCCGAACCAACCGGUCCCCAGGCCGGUUUGACCGGGUCUCAGGCCGGACCGACCCUUUCCCAGGCCGGUUCAACCGGGCUCUGGGCCGGGCAGGCUGCGGCUGUUUCUGUUUCUCCGGCGAUGAAAACUAGUGCUGCUGCUGUUCCGUCUGCACUUACAUUACGUGUGCGUGCUAUGGGUUGGAAGGCAGACAUCUAGUAUGACUACCUCGAUAUGAUGACGGGCACACCAUUUGAUGCAUCUACAAUCAAGUGGAGGUUGUCUAGUUCCGCGACACCUAUGGAAUUUUAGAUUUGGGAGUCACAUAUUGACGGUGGUUUUGAGAGAUGCAAGGCCGCGGAUAGUACGUUCGGUGGCCAAAUUGAAUUUGAUAUUGCAUACAGGCGUGUUGAUGAUGUUCUGGGUGCGUGGUACCGUGAUUUUCUGAUUGUCCAGGGUUUCAUUGGACUACGGUCUAGUUGGGCAGAUUUCAAACAGUUUCUGUGUGAUCACUUUAAGUUUCCACGUUUGAAUAAAACGGUGGUAUGUUCUGACACUACCGUGAAGGAGGUUGUUUCCGUACAGGCAGUCACUGAGGAGAGGAAACCUAGCUCUGAUACCAAGAGCACUACUGUGACUGUUGAGGAGGAUGUACCAUUGAGCGGGCUGAAUAUGCAACUCAAGAAGGUACAAGAUGAUGCUUGCAAGACAGUUGAUAAAGUUCAGCGGUGGAGUUUGUUUUAGACUCAAUGCAUUAUUAAGGGCAAGACUCGCAAGUUGAUGAUUGAUGGUGGUAGCUGUACUAAUGGCAUUAGCAAGGCGAUGGUGACAUCAUUGGGGUUGUCUACAUGGCGUCUUCCUGAACCUAAACGUCUUGAGUGGUUGAAUAGCUGUGGUAUGCUGAAGAUUACUCAUAAGGUGCGUGUGCCAUUUACAGUUGAUGAUUAUGUUGAUGAGAUCGAUUGCGAUGUGUUGCCAUUGGAGGUGUGCGGAUUGCUACUUGGACGUCCUUGGCAGUAUGAUCGUAAUGUGACACAUGCUGGGAGAGCAAAUACAUAUUCUUUUAUGCAUAGUGGCAAACAGCGAACUUUGAAGCCUUUGAGUGAUGAUCAUAUCAAGUCCGAUGUGGAGUUAGUGGUGCCUAAGGAGAAGUUGCACAAGCCUAAAGUGCAGCCAGAGGUGCAUGAUGUUCCGAGCAUUGAUGUUGGCGAUGUUUCAGCCAUGCCUGUAGAUGACAAGCCAGUUCUUGUUGGUGACAAGCCGGAUGAAGCUA
Messenger RNA from Lolium perenne, 3330 nucleotides. The record is from RefSeq and is a predicted model, not a curated record. NCBI's taxonomy places the organism in Eukaryota, Viridiplantae, Streptophyta, Magnoliopsida, Poales, Poaceae.